AUGACGCAGAUUGCUUUCCCUGCCGACUUGCUUCGACAACUUCAGGAGAACGUGUCUUUUGAUCUUGGAGCCAUCGAAGAUAUCCGAGCAGCGAUGCAGGAAAUCAGCGAUCGACUUAACCAUCGUACAGGAAUCCUAGGCCAAGCUGUGCAAUCCUUGGACUCAGGUCACCGUCAGGUCUUUGAAGGGUGCGUUACUGUUGAAAAUCAGUUGGAAGAAUUCAAGCGGAUUUUGAGGGCCCAGCAGACCGUGAUUGAGGAGCAAGCCUCGACAUGGACCAGGGAGAUGGCUGCAAUGAGAGAUCGUUUGGAAGACAACCAGGCGGUAAUCAAUCAACAGCUUGUCGUGAUAGAUCAGGCGAAGCAGCGCGAAGCCCUGCUAUUGGCCAAGGUGGAAUCCAUGGCUGGACGUCUGAAUGAGAUGGAAACCAUGCUGUCCAGUAUGAGUGCGAGUGUGAACGAACACAAGGGCCGGCUAAGCAUUCAUGAAACUUACAUUUCAGCAGCUGUAAGUUCGCAGGCUACAGGGUCUCAAGAGGGCGAUGCUGGUGCUGCCGAGGGUGAUUUGGCAGUCCAAGUUCGCAUGUUGGCCGAGAGGGUGGAUCAAGAGCUGGCACAGAUUGCUCGUGGGGACGCUCACGAUGCAGAGGCUGGAUCUUUGAAGGACCUGAAUGCGGUUGUAGACCAGCUUGACGAACGGGUAACGGCACUGGAGACAAGCAUGGAAGAGUGGGAAAAUGCGGAUUGUGAGGAUGAUCAACGUCCUUGUGAGUCUGAAGCGCAUGUGGGCGGAAUGCCCCAGCGAUUUGACUUGACACCGAAUUUGCAGGACACUCCUACGUGGGGAAAUCAAGAGCCUGCAGAUGAACAGGAACCAGAUGCUACCGCUAUGUGGUGGCAGCAACCUUUCGAGUUUUCAUCAACAGAGCAUAGUGCGAAUGUAUCCAUUGGAAGGCCAACGCAGAAUGUCUGGGGAAUUAGUGAUCCUCCUGGUUUGCCAGCGUACCUCCGAGCUCCAAAUGUGGUCGCAGACAACGCUGCGGAUCCUGGGCAGGGGAAUGUUGCACCAGUGCCAGCCGCUCCGCCUCCAAAAGCUAAAGCUGUGAGGAAGAGUCCCCCGGUGGUUCCCAAGGGUGGAUACGGCCAGGCUAAUAAGGCAACGCCCGGCCUGCAUGCAGAUCACGAUUUCGUCCUGGUAGACUCCGGAGCGAACGAAGUGUUGCGACCAGGCGAGCCCCCGCGGAGGGGGUGUGAAACAUCAUUGCAAUUGGCCGAUGGCAUGAGAAUCAAAGCGUUUAGAAGCCGGGAAGGGGAGUUGGUGAUUCCUGGCGCCACAUGGAUCUGUGGUCUGAGUCGUUUGGUCUCGUUAGGAUACAAGUUCGUGUGGAGCCGAGCCCGAGGUCCCUACCUUCAGACCGAUGAUGAUUUCCCGGGUGAGAUUAGAACCAUCAAUCUAAUCGUCAUGAACGGUUUGCUUUAUGUCCGGUGGGAGGACUUCGUUGAGGUUCGAAGAUACUUGACUCAGCAGUACAAGCAGUGCAAUCGCAAGGUUUGCAGUGUGACGGUUCCCAUGUGUCCCGAAGCCUCAAGCAUUCUUGACAUUGAAGAAGUCAUGGCGCAUGUGGCAGAUGAUCUAGAGUGCUGUGAAGCAAGCUUGGUUGCUGUGGAGCCAGCAACAGACCAUGACGAAUCAAAAGAGAGCCAGUUUGAUGCGGUCUUGGAUGAGCUUCAUAGGGCUAAGUGGAAUGUGUGGAACCACGCUAGAUACACUUCAUUCAUGAUCAUGGAAAACACUGCUUUUCGGCCUCACAAAGACAGUCGAAACAUGCCUGGCUCACAGAAUUAUGUGUUAGGUCUCACGGCAUACGAUGGCGGAGAGGUUUGGGUAGCUGAUCCAAAACUUGAGCGGUCCAAGGCAGUGUGGCGAAAGACGCAUGAUGACAAGCCUCCUGCGAAGGGUCGUUUGUUGAGCACAAGCCGUACGAUUGCUGAGUUCGACCCGUUUCAAAUGCAUGGCACAGAGCCUUUCCGAGGGCACAGAAUUGUGGUGACGGCGUUCACGCCGGCAGCUGGACAGCAGACCUCAGAGCGCAUGCGUGCUCAUUUGGAGGGUUUAGGCUUUCCAAUCCAUGAUAGACACGACGACGACGGAACACGACGUGUAGAGAUCAACACGGUUCUGCAGCAGCAGCAUCAACAACAACAACAGCAGGGUAGCACAUGCGCGCCAGCAGAAGGCGCGCCGGAGCCGCUGGAGAAUGCCUUGGGAGUUCAGGGUGUUCAGGGAGUUCAGGGAAGCUUAGGCGAUGACCAGGGUGUUCAGGAUUGCUUUCAGGGUUUACCUUAUUUCGGUGAAGUCGUAGAAGUGAGCGAUGGAGAGCUGUCAGAAGACUUGUUUCCUGAGCUCGUGCACUCAACGAAGCAAAGAGCCGAUGAGCAGCGACCUGAUUGCGAAGAUAAUUUGGAUGUGUAUGAGCCUUCACUUCCUGAGGAGGAGAAGCCUGUUGACCAAGGUCCAGAGUCUUUGCCACCUGAUGCGAUUCCUAAGCCGAAGCCUGGAAGGACAAUAGAUGAUUUGAGAACUCGAGGACUCCGACGACCACACCUUCGUUUGAGUGCAGAGCAGGUUGCAACGGGAGUGAUGUCCAUUGAUCUUGCUGGUCCUUACCGUGAGGGCUAUGAUGGCGCAAGAUACAUGUUGGUUGCAGUGCUUCGUCUAGCUGAUGGAUGCAACUUGCAGUAUACAAGGCCUCUCCGACACCGACAUUGGCAGCUAGUGUACGAGCAGCUUCAAAGUAUUCUUUCACAGAUUGCAGCUACAAGUCACGAUCUUGGUUUGCUAACCGUCGAGGAGCGCGAAUACGGCCCUGAAGAGGCGAAGGAAGCAGAUUUCUUCCAGGCGGCGAAGUGUGAAGCAGCAUGCAACAAGGCUGUGGAGAGUUCAGCUAAGGAUGCUGAGGUCACCAAGUCCAGGGAUAAGAAUCUUGAGUGGCUUGAGGGAAAGACCUGCACCGUUUGUGGGAAAUCUUCCAAGGCAUGCUAUCUUGAGAAGCUGGAUAAGGUGACGCCAGAGCCAUGUGGAUAUCAGGUUCCUGGAUUUGAUGAAGAAGCAGAGAUGGUUGAGCAAGAGCGUCUAGCCCAGGAGCUCAAGAGCUUUAAGGCAAGCGCGGAACCAUGUGGAAACGAUGUUUUCUUCGGCCCACGUCGCGAGGAUUGGAUUGGAGCGGCACGUAAGGAGCUCGACAACAUGACGGUGCAUCAGAAGGUUUGGAUUGAGGUUCGAAAGGGCCAUAUCCAUGAGGAUUUGGGUCUAGACAGAAGCGUGAAGCUUCCUAAGGCCCUACCGAUGCAACUUGUCAACACCUUGAAGCCUUUGAAUGAAAGCUCUGGACCAAUCGACGAGCCGAAAGUGAGGAUCGUAGCAUGCGGAAAUUUCCAACAUGAUUCCCAGGACAAAGAGGACUUGAGCACGCAGAAUGUGGACAUGUCUGUCUUGAGGACCAUGGCUAAGGAAACUGCUCUAAGGCCAUCGUGGAUCAUGGGAGCAGGUGACAUCAGCGCAGCAUUUUUAAACACCUUCUUGGGUGGUAAAGACUUGGUCAUUCUUGAGCCGCCGGCAGUCCUUAAACGACUGGGUUUGAUUGCGGAAGAUGUUCAGUACGUCCCAAUCAGAGCAAUCUACGGGUUGCGACGGUCCCCUUUGGACUGGAGCCGGGAUCGAGACGGCAAGAUUUCCGGUAAGGUUUUGACCGAUGAUCAAGGAAGGCAGAUCCACUGCGUGCCUAUCGCGCACCAGGACGGUCUGUGGAAGCUGCUAUGUGGUGACACUCUAGUGGGAUUAGUAGCCAUGUAUGUAGAUGAUUGCUUGGUAACGGGCGAACGAUCUGCAGUGGAAGCGUUCUUGCAGUUUGUGAGCGCAGAGUGGCGAACGAAAAUCCAGGGUUUCAUCGCGAGACAAACGGACGUGCAAGUGAAAUGCAACGAUGAACAAGUGGCACAGAAGCAAGCGCUGAACUUCUUGGGAGUAGAAAUUUCCUUCGAGGGGGAUAAGAUCGUUAUCCAGCAGCGCCGCUGGAUUCUUCAAGAGCUGAAUCGCAGAGGCUGGGUUCAUAUGAAGGGUUCGCAGUCACUUCCUCAGCUGGAGAUGGCCGAGGAUGAAGCACUUGACGAGCAUCAUGCCAAGAAUCUGGCCAAUGCACGGUCAGAAAUUGGAGCUCUGAUGUGGAUUGGAAUUCGGAGUAGACCCGAUGUCCUUGCUGCUGUGUCAAUGGGAGCGAGUGUUAUGCAUCGCCGACCAGAGGCGAUCUGUAAGUUCUGUGUGGGUUUGUGGCGCUAUGUGCGAGGGACCCUUGAUGAGUGCUUGCAGUAUGGACCGGAUGGGAAUCCGGGUGAGAUGACUUUCAUUUCAGAUGCAUCGUUCGCCCCUGAGGGCUCUCGAAGCCGGACAGGUGGCGUGUUGUGUUAUGCAGGCAGUGUGAUACAUUGGUUCUCCUGUCGACAGACAGUCACUGCUUGGUCAGUUUGUGAAGCAGAAACGGAUGCACUGGCUGAGACCUUGUCCCAGGGGAUUCGUCUUACGUAUGUGCUGCAGGAUCUUCUUCAUAAGCCUGUGACGAGGUGCACAAAGCUCUCCCUGCGGCCUCCGCGCAAGCUAGGCCUCGGCGCGAGGCCCACAAAUCCACCACCUCGCACUGCUGGCUCUGGGCCACUUCGCGAGCUCUCGGCGAUCGCGGAUGCCGCUCUGCUAAACAAUGUUUCCUCGCAGAUGCCCCGCCUCGGAGAAGUGCCAGCGGAACAGCGGAGGCCGGCGGGCUUUGAGAAUGCGUAUACUGUGCUGGGGCUGAAAGAGCAUCGUGAGCAAGCAGCCGUCACCUUGAUGAAGGCUGCACAUGAGCCAUCAGGAGCAGAAAGCGCCCUGCUCGCCAGAGUGGCGCGGCGAGAAAUGAUCUGCAAGCAUCUGCCACACCCGGCCGCAUGCGCGGAUUCCCUGGACGUGCUCGCCGAGCCUCCAGCUCACGUUCGAAUCGCGACCCCGGCAGCCCCGGCAGCUGAAGCAUCACAGGAGCAACUCUCGCCGGUAGCAAACGGGCUCUGA
Symbiodinium sp. CCMP2592 is the source of this 5094-nucleotide messenger RNA. The record is from the annotation of a GenBank genome assembly. NCBI's taxonomy places the organism in Eukaryota, Dinophyceae, Suessiales, Symbiodiniaceae.